GGGGGCACGGGUUGGUGGUUAUGGCCGGGCGGCUUGGGGGUUGGGGGCAACCUCAGUCCAAGUCGCCAUGUCAUCCGCCUGGCCCCGCUUCUCACUCCUGGCAUGCGCGGUGGCCUGCAAGAUCGGGGGCAUCGUGAGGAGUAGUGGAGGCGGCGUCUGGACUCGAGCUGGAUGUGCGUUGAAGCGUUAUAGUCAUCAUGCCUGAACCCUUGACGCUUUAUGCGUUCCUCUUCAAGACAUGUGCGCUCUUCGCACUGGCCGACGAUGGACUCAACGGUUGGCUCGUUCUCCUUCAAACUUCGAUUUCGACGGCGGGAUGGGAGUCCUCUGAAUCUCGGACGAUCUACUCAUUUGUUGCCUUGUUACUUGCUAUGUCUGUCGUACGGCUGCUGCUCUGUGUUUGUCAUACUGCUAUCUGUCGUACUACCAUCUCGUUUGUUCAAUGUCAUGCGCCACAGCCGGCUUUCCCUCAUCCUUCCUGUGUCCGCGCCAGCAAACUUUCCUUUUUUCUUCCCCUUCCGUCCGUCGCAAUCCUCCAACUCUUUCAACAUCUCCGCGUUCUGCUCCCGACGUUCGUCACAGACGAUCUCUCCUCAUCACAGAGCGACCGAGGAAGAGGGGAUGUAGAGCAUUGAGUGACCCCUCCCUCCCUCUCAUCUCCGCUCCCUCACUACUCCUUCCCUGUACAAGAGGCUGAGCCAUGGCCACGACAACGCGAAGCAAGCUAGCGAGACAACUGGAGCGCCAUGAUACACCGGGAUGCUCAGAAAUCUUGAGCAGUCGUUCAUAAAAAUCCAGAAUAAAUUGAAGGUGAAACCCGUAUCUCCAGUGUAGGUGCCUCGUGCGUAUGUAUGUGUACAGUGCUAUAGCUAUUAGUACAGAUGAACG
Schizophyllum commune H4-8 is the source of this 888-nucleotide messenger RNA. RefSeq lists its product as uncharacterized. NCBI's taxonomy places the organism in Eukaryota, Fungi, Basidiomycota, Agaricomycetes, Agaricales, Schizophyllaceae. The coding region runs from base 198 to 635 and encodes 145 amino acids. The transcript is spliced from 3 exons. The record is from RefSeq and is a predicted model, not a curated record.